Molecule: messenger RNA, 3081 nt
Organism: Hyposmocoma kahamanoa
Lineage: Eukaryota; Metazoa; Arthropoda; Insecta; Lepidoptera; Cosmopterigidae
Exons: 2
Coding region: 1191-2609 (472 amino acids)
Biological process (GO): DNA replication, removal of RNA primer
Molecular function (GO): nucleic acid binding; RNA-DNA hybrid ribonuclease activity
Source: RefSeq, a predicted model, not a curated record
CUCUCACCAAGGUCCCCCCCUUCAUUAGUUUGGAGGAAUAUCAAAAGAUUUAGGGGUGCUAUGUCUUGCAACAGCAACAUUAGUUCCAAUGACACCGCAGAGUGGCUUGAUCAAUUUCAAAAUAAACUGGCUCCUCCUUCAGUUCCUACAGACAUUGCAAUCCGUUCGGGUGUACCCCCAUCAUUUUCCCCACACACAGUUUUUAAUGAUCCAUUCUCUCGAGAGGAACUCGAAGCAGCUCUGGGAGGCCUCAUUGAUUCUGCCCCUGGGGUGGAUGGGAUUCCAUACUCUUUUAUUGUUAACAGCGGUAAUGCAAAUAAAGAGUUGUUCCUUAGUAUCCUCAAUUGCAUAUUUGUAACAGGGCUCCCUCCAGAAGAAUGGAAAACACAAAUUGUUAUACCCAUAUUAAAACCUGGUAAACAAAGUAAUGACCCUAAUGGAUAUAGACCCAUAGCCCUUUCCUGCACAAUGUCCAAAGUCCUAGUAUCAUCAUAGUAGCAUCAUAGUAGUAUCUUAUCAAAAAUCGCCUUGAGUGGAUUGUGGAGAGCAAGGGUAUACUGGCCAAAAGCCAAUUCGGUUUCCGGAAAGGCGUUAGUACAAUGGACAGUCUAAGCAUUUUCCUGACUGACAUCUGGAUUGGUUUAUCUAAGCGGGAGCAUAUAAUUGGAGUAUUUUUAGAUAUAUCAUCAGCGUAUGAUAAUGUUUUGCUUCCGUUACUCAGGCAGAAACUGCUCAAUCUGAGUAUUCCCGUGAGGCUUGUUAAUAUAAUUUUUAAUCUCCUCUUUGCCCGUUCAAUUCAAGUGAGUGUUAACAACUUACUUUUACCACAAAGGACCGUUUGGAGAGGCCUCCCACAGGUGUCAGUUUUAAGCCCAUUACUUUACAGCCUCUACACAUAUGACCUUGAGCUGUCUCUCAAUCCAUUUUGCAACGUUCUCCAGUAUGCCGAUGAUUUGGCCUUAUACAUUUCAGAUAGCAAUACCGAAACUGCCUCUGCCCGCCUUAAUUCUGCUCUGGACUACCUCUGUGGUUGGCUAUCCGACCACGGCCUUUCGUUGUCGGUCGAGAAAAGUAACAUGGUCAUCUUUUCCCGUGCGAGAAAUACUCCUAAUACUAUUAUUAAAUAUGAUAAUCAGCCCAUUCCUUUGAAAACUCAAGCCAAAUUCCUUGGAGUUGUAGUUGAUUAAAAAAUGACAGGUGUUCAACACAUUACACAUAUUCUUAAAAAAUGCGAGAAAAGUAUUAAUAUUCUUCGUUCACUGUCUGGAGCUUUUCUACUGGAACCAUGUAACAAAUCCUCUUUAAGUGCCCUAGACAAAAUACAAUAUAAGUCUCUCCGAAUUAUAGUAGGAGCUAUGAAAUCUUCUCCCACUAACGCCCUGCAGGUGGAAUGCUCGGACCAUUUAUCCAUUAGAAGGCAAUAUUUGGCAGACAGAUUCCUUUUCAAAGUUAUCCAAAAUUCAUCCCACCCGCUUAUCGAUAAACUUCAUCAAUUAUCAGAAUUUAUAUCAUACGAUAAAUCCUGGACAUAUAAAACGACUCCAUCCUUGUUCCGAAGCUUCCUUAAAUUUCUGCGACUUCCUUCUCCAGUGCACCAAUGUGUCCUAAACCCUCUAUUUGACAAUCCUUAUCACUCACUAGUAUAUCAACCUGACAUCUCUCUUGACUUAGGCAUCAGUAAAAAAUCCACUGAUGCUGAGGUUCGGUUACAGGACUACAUCAGUAAAAAAUGGAACAACUGGCUUGUUAUGUACACAGAUGCCUCAAAGCUAUCUGAUCAAGAGUGUGUUGGUGCUGCUGUUUGGAUUCCCAAAUAUAAAAUAAUUCUAAAUUUUAAAUGCCCACCGGUCUCUUCAGUCUUUUCGGGUGAAGCCAUUGCUAUCCUUGAGGCUCUCCUAUAUACAGAGUCGCAUAAUGUUGAUAAAACUGUCAUUUUAUCAGAUUCUAAAAGUUGUCUCCAGGCUAUUUUGUCCAACCCCUUCCGUAAUAAAUCCAACUUCCCUUGUAUCCUGAUAAUUAGAGACGUGUUAUACAGGUGCCACCUUCAAGGAAUUAGAGUUUCCUUGGCCUGGAUCCCAGGCCAUUCAGGAAUAGUAGGUAACGAAGCCGUUGACCUGAUGGCCAAAGAUGCCACUAAUAAUAGUUGCCUCACUCACCCUCAAGUAUUUUGUCAUGACUUAUUCUCAUUAGCAACCCAAAAGAUGAUGUCAUCAUGGCUCGCCGAAUGGAAAGAGUCUAGUAAGGUGAAAGGAAAAUAUUACGCCGACAUUCAAAAUUUUAUUCCUAAGAAGCCUUGGUUCUUUGAAUACAAUGAAGCAUCUAAAUUUUGCACCUCCACUUUAUGUCGACUAAGGCUGGGCCACUCAAGUACUCCUGUACAUUUAGCCAAAAUUAGGAUUAGGGACAACUCACUUUGUGAAUGCGGGCUUGAUGAUGGUUCUCCAGACCACAUCUUUUUCAAUUGUCCCAAAUAUUCUGUUUCACUGUACGAUAUCCUUCCCCCAUACAUUCCCAAACCCACAAAUUUUAAAACACUCCUUAAUUAUGUUAACUCCCCUUUUAUUGUUAUCCUAUGUAAUUAUAUAACUAGCAAUAACAUAAAAUUGUAAUGUGUUUGUUCUAUCUAAUAUACUAACACUUGUGUUUAUAUAUUGUGUCCGUCCUUUCAGGUAAAUCAACAGCUCCGCAGCAUCAAAAUUUAAAUUCUAUGUAUUAAAACUUGCAUUUCUCACAUUGUCCUCCCACAAUACUCGUUGUACCGUAGUAACACAGCUGCAGUAGCCCUUACAUUCUGCUAAGCGGAAAACUCGACACUGGCGAAAUCUUAAAAAGAAGGAACCGCCAUUGAGCAAAACGAAGAAGAAGAAGAAGAUAUUUUUUGGAGAUGAACUCAUUCUCAAGUGUCAAUUUUUAUACAAUUAGCCUGAUGUAUCCCAGUGCUGGGCAAAGGCCUCCAAUUUUAGUCAUCUUAUUGUAAUGUGCUUGCCAAUCUUUGUAACUCUGUGUGAUCUCUUUCAGAAUUUUGUCAACUUCACUAUAAUAAUUCUCUUACGAAUACAAACUUGUUAUAUCCAAGCACUG